Molecule: messenger RNA, 4053 nt
Organism: Recurvomyces mirabilis
Lineage: Eukaryota; Fungi; Ascomycota; Dothideomycetes; Mycosphaerellales; Teratosphaeriaceae
Exons: 2
Coding region: 1-4053 (1350 amino acids)
Source: RefSeq, a predicted model, not a curated record
AUGGCAGAGCAAGUCAGCCACAAUGUGGUAGACAACACCCCGUCGGCGAGUGCUUCGGCGCCCGCUGACGUUGCUGCGGACCAAACCACCACUGAGCUCGCCGGCAACGGCAACAACGCAACAACCACCACCAGCGAUAUUCCGACCACCGAACCUUUCAUCGAUGCGAAGAAUGCAAACGACGCAGCUAUUACGACGAACGGCUCAAUUCAGAAUGAGCACAUCGAUUCUAGUGCAGAAUUGAACGGCACUCACGACGCAGCGAGCCAAGUAGGCAGUCAGGAAGAUGCUGGUUCAGUCGACCCGAGCGUGACAUCGGAUACGGAAGGCAGGAGGGGCGAUGGAUCAGAUCUCAAGAAGGAAGGUGGACAUCACGUGCGCGCGAACUCCGUCAAGAAGCCUAUAAGCUUUAGCAAGGUGUCCGUGACAAAGAGCUUCCUCGCCAAGUCCGCUUCGCCAGCACCGCCAGCAGCGGCGAGCACAGGCGCCAAGCCGAGUCCUUUAGCUGCUCCAGUACAACCAGCGGCACUCAGACCUAGGUUGGUCGCGAAGACGGCAGGCUCACAGCAGGGCAUGACAAGGCCACGGGUAGGCUCAGAGUCUGCAGGAGUGCCGGAUGCGAGCAAGGUGUGGAAUAAGAAUAGGCCGGUUGCUCCACCUCCACCAAAGCACUUCACCGACGAGGAGCUCAAGCAGCAAUAUGGUAUCCAUCUUGCCACACGACUCCAAUCGGACGAGAACGGCAAGGAAUCGAAGUGGGCAGACAUCGACGAGGACGAAGAAGACUGGGCUCCCGAGGCAGUGGUAUGGAUGGAUGGCACAAAGUCCACUCUAGCAUCAUCGGAAGUCAUGGCAUUGGAGGAGAAGCAGCACCUUGCUUUGCAACAGCAGGAGCAAGCGAAGCCCGAAGAGCCCACCCGACCAGUAAUCGUGGUCAAGAAGACGGAGCUAGGACCGCAAAAGACGAUCUUGAAACCCGGAAAUGCUGGGAAAGCAGCCGCACAACUGAAUCGUUCGGCUACGGCUAGCCCAUCCGGCGAUAAGCCCUCAUUGAAGUCCAAGAGCCAAGCCUCAGCACCAGCAAAGUCACCUUGGGCAUCUCUGCCUCCUGUCGAAGCUGCGCCUCUGAUCAACCCACCAGUACAACAACAAACACAUACCAUCUCGAACUUGCCAUCCCAGGACGCGCGCGCAUAUGACCAGCAGACACCUUCUCAACCCGCUCGCCAGAUCGCAGCAGACACAUUCGAGCGCCAGUGGCGAGAUGGAGAAGGCGCACCGCGUGAGCUAUUCAAUUCUGCCAAUGGUCGCUACGAGCCUGCUCCGGAAGGACGACGUGGCUCUAUGCGCCAGGACUCCUCAUUCCGAAAACCAUCACUUCUGCAGCGGCCAUCCCAGCCUGGCCAGGGACCGGCCGAACCAUCCGCUGCAUUCCAGACCCGCAGUAACAGUGGUUCAGAUGGUGCGCCCUGGCCGAAGAGACGAGGCUCGAAUGUGAGUCAAGGUAGUGCCUUGUCUGGCAGACGAAUGUCCAUAUCCCGGCCCUCGGACUUGCCACCAGCAUUUGAGGAGGAAGGUCAGUCAGCUGCAGCGGUUGGGCACGAUCUACGAGCAUCUCCUGCGUCUUCACGUAACGAUAUGUCUCGACCACAGUUCUCACAGCAGACUACCUGGGACCAGCAGAUGCCGAGUAUGCCUCAGCAGGAUCCCAACGCCGAGGAUCCGGUCAAGGCGCAAGAACGUAUUAUGCGUGAGAAGCGGGAAGGAGCUCGUAAGCGUAGACAGGAGGAAGCGGAGCUGGAAGCGAAAGAGAAAGAAGAGCGGCUGAAGGCUAAAUUGGCAGCUCUCGAGGGCUCUGGCAGGUCUCGCAAGGAGCGUGAAGCUGAAGCCGCUGCAAAGGCUGCAGCUCAGACAGCUGUUGUUGAGAAGCCAAAGGAGCCGGCCUCCAACUCUGCCACGCCCACAGAACCCGCCCAAGCAUCUGCUGUCAGCCCAGCGCUCGAGGCUCGUCUACUGCCUGCACCACCUACCGAGGCUGCUAAACCAGUCAUUGCUGAAGAGGCAAUCCCUUCGCCAAUACCAGCGAAAGUGACAGAGGUGCCUGCGCGUCCUGCCGCAUCCAUCGAGGAACCACAGCUUGAUGCCUCUCGAUCACAUCUGUCACCUCGUGCUAAUGCUAGAGCACCAAUCAGCCAGCAGCCUUCGUCAUACCGAUCGCCAGCCACAGCAUACUCGGCCUCAGCGGACCGCAAACAGCAGCCGUUUGGAAGAGGCUUGGGUGGCGACACGUUCUCAUCUAUUCCUGGUUGGAAUACUUCGGCGUCGGCUGGUAAUGUGUGGGGCUCGUCUGGAAUCGGCAAUGGCACUUUCGACAAGUCUAGCGCAUAUGCUCCAAUUUCGAUGUCACAACAGACCUCAACCUUACUGCCACCACCUGGCAUGGGAAGGCCUUCGACCAGCAGUCGCAUCUCGCCACCAUCCAGAGGUCAAGAGGGACAACUACCCGGUCUCUCCUCAGCACAGCCGUCCGAGCAGCAACGUGGCUUCCCACCGCCAGGCAUCGACUUACGACCGGAUUCAACAUGGGGCUCUUCUCGCCAUAAUGGCACUUCUCCAGCACCAGGACUUGGGAGACAGACACAUUUGCCGGCCCCCAUUGCGCCGCCUUCGCGUGCGCAGCUGCAGCAACAGCAACCUCAUCAGCGUGAUACAAUAGCGACAUGGCAAAAUGCAGCACAAGGACUGCCACAUCAGUACUCUGCUGACGCUGACGCCGCUGCCAGGAAGCCACAAGAACAAGCCGCGCCAACCGAAGCGAGCGGCACGAUCAGAGAGACAUUCAAGAAGACCUUGAGCGAGCAGGGUAGACUCGGUGGCCCGAGACGAUUCGAGAGUGUCGAAUACACGGUGCAUGAUGCACAAGGCUCACGGUCCGUAUCAGCGCUCAGUCCUGCGCCACCGAGCACGCAGACACAGCCAAGCGGACCUAUACCGACUUCAUCACCAUUGCAAACACCAUACAAGCAGACUGGAGAGAACACAGUGCGCAUCCCAGACGGUUCGCGGAACCCUGCUCAUGGUGGCAUGAACAUGCAGCAGCAGCCACCAACCGCAACGACGAAGAUGCACCAGCAGCCCCUGACGGCCUAUCACGGGACUGUCAACUUCUUUGUUGGACCUCUGCCCGGUGUACUCGCCGGCCCAUUGAAGGACACCACGCCGCCACCACCCGAGACGAACACUCAUCCUGUUCAUGGUGGCGACAUGAGAUACCCUCACGUCAAGCUCCCACCGCCUCCACCACGGGUCAAGCUGCCUCCAGUAUCGAUGCCUGGUUAUCCGUCACCUCAGCAACAGCAGCAGACUACUGUACAGAUCCCUGGCCGGCCUGUUCAGUGGGGUCCACCAGGUGUGGCACGACCUCUUGUGCAGAACAACGAAUGGCAAGCCCGCUUCAACGGUUUGUUCAAUCGCGCCAACGUUCAGACUGAAGUGCCGCCUUCGCCGCCUAAGACGCCGCCGAAAUCAGCUGGAUCCAUCCCAUCGCUUGCUAUCACAUCCUUCAGCAAGGCGGAGAUGGAUGAAGACCUCAUGAAAAUGUCAGCGACUGUAUCUUUACCGAUCUCACCACCGAAACGUAAGGCUACUACUACUCAAGGGUUCACGAUCGACGAUAGCAGCGAUAUUGCGUCUAAGCCUUCGAUCGACCAUAUGUUCUACGAGGAGCUCAGCUUUGGCUCGAAGCCUAUUGUUCGCCCGCCUCCUCGUGGAAUGAGAUAUAAUUCUGACGUUCUCCGUGCAUCUCGCAACAAUCACAUGUUCGGUUCUAGGGUCGAACCACAUUCCAGUGGCAUCUUACCGUCUGAUGGGCCGAAGAAUGGUAUCUAUGUCAAGAUCCCGGGCACAAAGACUGGCAAUAAGCUUGUCAGGCGUGCAGCACCAGCUGAAGACAAGCAGAUGCGGCCUCAGAGAGGUGGUCAUGCUGGUAGGGCGGGCAGAGGUAGACCUCGGGGUCGGGGUGGUGCUGUCGCCUCACCUUCUGCCAAAGCGUAG